Messenger RNA from Cercopithifilaria johnstoni, 318 nucleotides. NCBI's taxonomy places the organism in Eukaryota, Metazoa, Nematoda, Chromadorea, Rhabditida, Onchocercidae. The record is from the annotation of a GenBank genome assembly.
AUGAUCCUGGAUAGUGGUGGUGGUGCUGGUGGCGGUGGUGGUAGUAGUAGUGGUUAUGCUGCUGCUGCUGCUGCUACUGCUGCUAAUGCAGUAACAGUAGUAGCAGUAGUGACAAUAGUAGUAAUAAUAAUAGUAGCAGUAGUAUGUCUAUUUAUUGAUGAUGCUGGUGCUGAUGAUAAUGAUGAUGAUGAUGAUGACGAUAACGAUGAUGAUGAUGGUGAUGAUGAUGAUGGCGACGAUGAUGAUGAUGAUCAGCGAUAUUUGCCAUCAUUGCUUCACAUAUACGAAAAGCGCAGUCCGACACCAUCACUAGCCUAG